CCAGCAGGCCUCGAUGGACCAUUGCAGGGCGGCGACGACGGCAUGUGCGAGGGCCCGUCCCGUAUCUCGGGGCCCAUCCCCCCAGACCCUACGAUCUGCCCGGACUACUACCGGCGGCCGGCCUCGGCCCAGGGGCGCCUUGAGGGAAACGCGCUGAGGCUGGACCUGCUGACCUCGGACCGAGAACUGGACGCCACCCCUCCCCGUGGUCCCCGCAUCGGUCCCGGAGCUCGAGAGAUCCUGGAGCGCGGCCGGCACGGCGUGGGGGGCGUGCUGCUGCAACUCGAGGGCAUCUCCCUAGGUCCAGGGGCCUCUUUCAAGAGGAAGGACCCUAAAGACCAUGAGAAGGAGAACCUGAGGAGGAUCAGGGAGAUUCAGAGACGCUUCAGAGAGCAAGAACGAAGCCGGGAGCAGGGCCAGCCUAGGCCCCUGAAGGCUCUGUGGCGCUCACCCAAGUAUGACAAGGUGGAGUCCCGGGUCAAGGCCCAUCUGCAGGAGCCUGGCUCUGUCUCUGGGACAGAGUCUACCCACUUCCUGCGGGCGCACUCCCGCUGUGGCCCUGGGCUCCCACCACCCCGUGUCCCCAGCCCCGUGUCACCAGGUCCCAAAGUUAAGGGGCCAGGCCUGGGUGUGGACUUCAUUAGUUACAAUGCUCAAGCUGCCAAGAGGGCCCCCCGGCGGCAUUCCCGCUCGCUGCAGGUCCUCACACAGGUGCUGGAGCAGCAACGGCAAGCCCAGGAACAUUACAACGCCACACAGAAGGGUCAUGUGCCCCAUUACUUGUUGGAGCGGAGGGAUCUGUGGCAGCGGGAGGCUGAGGCCCGCCAGCGCAGCCAGCCGGACCCUGCCAUGCCCCCUGGCCACACUUGCAUGCCUGAGAACCAGCGGCUGGAGACACUGAGCAAUCUGCUCCAGACCCAGAGCCAGCUGUUGCGUGAGCUGGUACUGCUGCCUGCGGGGGCAGACUCUCUGAGAGCCCGGGACCACCGUGCUGAGCUGGACCGGAAGCUGGUGCAGGUAGAGGAGGCCAUCAGGAUCUUUUCCAGGCCCAAAGUCUUUGUGAAGAUGGAUACCUGAGCCCCUCUGUGGGGGUAGUGGCAAGGAGAGCCACGCUGAGGAUCACCACUUGACUGCAAAGUGUAGGAUCAGGCGGUAUCAUAGAGUGGAGGUCUGAAGACAGGAGCACUUUCCCCAGCCACCAGUGGCUGUGAAAGGGCCAUUCCAGUCUUUUAAUCCCUUUGUCAAAAUUAAAUCUUUUGUACACAGUGGG
This is a messenger RNA of Carlito syrichta (Philippine tarsier), 1270 nucleotides long. RefSeq names its product enkurin domain containing 1 (gene ENKD1). The coding region runs from base 43 to 1077 and encodes 344 amino acids. NCBI's taxonomy places the organism in Eukaryota, Metazoa, Chordata, Mammalia, Primates, Tarsiidae. Gene Ontology annotation, cellular component: cytoplasmic microtubule. The record is from RefSeq and is a predicted model, not a curated record. The transcript has 7 exons.